Molecule: messenger RNA, 2647 nt
Organism: Salarias fasciatus (jewelled blenny)
Lineage: Eukaryota; Metazoa; Chordata; Actinopteri; Blenniiformes; Blenniidae
Gene: xpnpep3
Product: X-prolyl aminopeptidase 3, mitochondrial
Exons: 12
Coding region: 176-1693 (505 amino acids)
Biological process (GO): proteolysis
Cellular component (GO): mitochondrion
Molecular function (GO): metalloaminopeptidase activity; manganese ion binding
Source: RefSeq, a predicted model, not a curated record
UAACAUACAUACAUAUAAAAGUGUAUGAUUUGAGGCGGGGUGCCUUCGCUUUGCCUGUGAAACAAAACUCGGGGAUUCAGUUGCUCCAUUCCGCGUGUCUUAAACAUGGAAGCAGUGAUCUAACGAGGAGGGACGACAUGCUGUGAAGUGACCGCAGACCAACAAAGAAGCAACAAUGUUGCGAUCUGCUGUCAGGCUGCUGCUGCCCAGGACCAGGACUGGAGCUGAGACCUGGACUGGAGGAUGUUCCUGGUGUCCAUGCAGAAGCAUUUCUGUGAAACCGGGAGGUUUAAAACCAAAGACGGUGCCUGCUCGGUACCUCGGCCAGCCCAGCCCUUUCACCCAUCCACACCUCAUCAAACAUGGGGAGGUGACUCCAGGGCUGAGCCAGACUGAGUUUGAGCUCCGCAGGCAGCGGUUAGCCUCACUGAUCGAGGCUCAGGCGGACAGGCUGGGACCCUCGGCCUCCUCCAGCACCCAUGUGGUCGUCGUCCUAUCCCAUCCAAUUCGCUACAUGUCCAACGACAUCCCUUAUAGCUUCCAUCAGAAUCAGGACUUCCUCUACCUCACCGGCUUCCUGGAGCCGGACAGUGCCUUGGUGCUUUACGGGAAGGGUCGGCCAGACCAGGCCAUCCUGUUCGUCCCGCGCAGAGAUCCGGGGAGGGAGCUGUGGGACGGGCCGCGCUCGGGGAAGGACGGAGCGGUGGCUCUGACCGGCAUCGAGAGAGUUCACAGCACGGAGGAGCUGAGCCUCGUGCUCAAGACCCUCAAAGGCAACGUGUUGUGGUAUGAAAGCUCUCAGCCGGCCCACCCUCGCCUCCACCAGACCCACCUGUGUCCCGUGCUGGAGUCUGGACCCACGCCGCGCUCCGUCAGGCCCCUCAUUCACUCUCUCAGGGCGCUGAAAAGCCCGGCGGAGGUGGCGCUCAUGCAGGAGGCGGGUCGCAUCACGGCACAGGCUUUCAGGAGGACGAUGGCGUUGUCUCGAGGGGAUGUGGAUGAAGCAGUGCUUUUUGCAAAGUUUGACUUUGAGAACCGGAUCCACGGUGCCAACUUCCUGGCCUAUCCUCCCGUUGUUGCUGGAGGGAAUCGAGCGAACACGCUGCACUACAUAAAUAACAAUCAGAUUAUCAAGGACGGCGAAAUGGUCCUGCUCGAUGGCGGCUGUGAAUACUUUGGCUACGUCAGUGAUAUCACUCGGACCUGGCCAGUGAAUGGAAAAUUCAGCCCCGCCCAGGCUGAGCUGUACGAGGCGGUCCUGGAGGUCCAGCACUCCUGUUUGUCUCUGUGCUCCCCGGGCGUCAGUCUGGACCACAUCUACAGCACCAUGCUGGCUCUUCUGGGACGCCAACUCAAGCGGCUCGGCAUCCUCAAGGCCGGUACCAGCGAUGCCGACGUGCUAAAGGCUGCGAGGCGGUACUGCCCCCACCACGUUGGCCAUUACCUGGGUAUGGACGUCCACGACACGCCCGAGCUGUCCCGCUCACAGCCUCUCCAGCAAGGCAUGGCCAUCACCAUAGAACCAGGGUUAUACAUCUGUGAAGAUAACGAACAGGCGCCGGAGCGUUUCCGCGGCCUGGGCGUCAGAAUUGAGGACGACGUGGUGAUCCGGGAUGAGGGGGGACCGCUCGUCCUCUCCUCCGAUGCCCCGAAGACCCUUGCUGAUGUGGAGCGGGCCUGCGCCCAGAGAUAAAACAAGGAGCGAUGGAGCGGCCCAGUGAGCCGCGACGUACACGAGUGUGCCGUGCUUUAUGGUCGUCUUCCUGGUGACGAUGUUAUCAAGCUCGGGGCCCGGGCACAUGAAGAACGGGAGCGCACCGUGAGACUUUCAGUCUCAUUAAGGCCUGAACAAUUAAGGUAAUGGGAUGGUGAAAUAUUGUGAGCGUUGCAGAUGUUUUUACAGUCAACGUUGAAAGACAACAGAAAAAAAAAAAAGGUCCAUAUUGUUCGACAGUAAAGUUAGAAGUUCUCAGCACACGCUCACAUGGUCACAGCUAAAACUUGAUCAAAACAAAAUAUUUAAUUAGAAAACCAACUGUCCUGUGAUCUUUCACUUGUAGUUAUGGAAACCUCUUGCAGAGUCUGGGAAGGUUUAACUGUGCGUGAAUUAAUGAUGUUACAGCUGUAGAGCUCACCCCCUGUCCAAGCUGCAGUCGGCAACGGCCUCCUCAAACACGGAGAGACAAAUCAUCAAGAUAAGCCGGUCCUAAUCAUGCGCAGCAUAUCUCAGAUCGUCAGUUAUCAGUGAGUGAAAUAUCUAACUGAUUUUAUACCAAAUGAUAAGUUCACUUCUUAACACAGAUUCACAUUUUUUAAACUUCAAGUUCUUCUUUUUUUGGGGGGGGCGAGGGGCUUUAUGGCACUCAGAAAAAGGUCUUCUACACACAAAAAUUUAAACACCAAUGGCUGAACAUAUUGUACUGCUGUAUUUGUAGCGUUAUUGAAUGAGGACGGACCGUUCCCAAACAGCUGCUCCUGAUACUGCUGGAAUGACGGUAAUGGCUACAAGAAAUUUUUGUUCAAAUAUGAGCAAAAGUGGUGGAUUUUGUGUGCUGGACUUUUGUUUCUCCAGCUGCACAGUGCCUCGCGAUCCAUUUAAAAGUAUUUGAUGUCUAAAUUUAUUAAAAUGUUCUUUCACAACCAAUAA